AUGCCAACUGAAAAGAAAAACCUCGUGAAUAACGUGAUUUAUCAGUGCCAUGGGAAAUUAAAGCUGUACAUAAAAGUAAAGCAAAGAAUUACCAACCAUGGCGCGGUAGGCAGGGAAGUGGAAAAACUGAAAGAGGGUUAUAAAAGGUGUGUAAAUUCGAAUUCGGCACGGUUUCGCCAAGUGGAGUGCUGUUACGAUGGUGAUGCUAAUGACGACGUGAAGAUGCCCAGCUGUGCCGACUGCUCCAGCGAGGAUAAACUUAAUAAAGAAAUAUUAAAUGGCUUGUUGAGAAGCCACGCGGAAUAUGGAAGUGGGUGUGUUGUCUCAUUUGUUAGCAACGCGAACAAAUCGCACACAUGUAAAUAUAACAGCGAUGGGGGUAAAAGGAAUGACCCUGUUGACAGCCCAAGUGAUGGGAAAAUAAAAAACUUGGUAGAUAUUUUUUUUAAAAAAAAAAACGGACAGAGAAGGUACUCAUUAAGGUAUGGCUUCCUCAACUCACGCAGUUGGCACGACCUUUUGCAAAAUUGUUGUGAGCAUAAGGCGUAUUACCAAAAAAUAAAAAGUUGCACUUUAAGGAGCGAUGAAAGGAAUGUCAAAGGAAGAAUUAACAGUGAGAGGGGGAGCAAAAUUAAUGGCCCUCCCAAAAGUGAAUUAAAAAAAUUCAGAGAAAAAACAACCCAAGUGGAAUUUUCAGACGCGCAGAAGUUGAAGGACAUCCUCCACUUUGCAGCAAAAGAGGAGAGGGCCAUCAAGCGUGAGGCGAUAAAGAAGGGGGAGCAUUUCUUCUGCACAUUAGUCAGCAUACAUGUUAGCAGCGCAAAAGGGGAGGGUGCACUUGCUAAAGAUUUUAUGAGCGAUGGCGAAAGUGACACAGCGGGGAGGAACAACUUCUUCUUCGUUAACGUUUAUUGCGGGGGGCGCAGUGAAAAAAAACGGGGAGAGGCACAGCUGGGCGACGCGAGGGAAGCGGUUCACCGGAUAGACGCGGCUGAUAGGUUGGAAGCGGCUCGCAGGAUCGACGCGGCAGAACCGAACGUGGCGCUCGCUCAGUUGAGCGACUUCGUUAGACAACCCCUCACGGGGGAGGGCCCCCCAGUGGACAUUUCACAUUUUAACAGAGUAGCCAAAAUGAUAUGCGAGCUUUACUGCAGUACGGCUGACAUGCACUUGAAAGUUUGCCUCAACAUGUGCGGCAAUUCCGGUGUGAAGGAAGAGGACGAACCGAUUUUUAACUUCCUCUGCUCGGUUGAUGCCCCCUUGGAGGAGUUCCUCACACUGUUCAUAAAGGAUGUGACGAAGUCCCAAAUGGGAAAAGGCAAUUUGGGGGCAGAACGCGAACAUGGAAAGGGUAGGGGGUCCCCAGAAAAGGAGGAAACCCCACCAAAAUUGGAAGCCCCACCAAAGUCGGACGCGCAGAAACGGAUAGAAAACGCCCUAUUCGGUACCAUCCCCCUGGAUGAAGAAACCAAAUCCGCCUUAGUAACAGAAGCGAUGAAUUUCCCGGAGCAGCACUUGAACAAACUCGCGUCCUUAAACAAAACGCUGCAACAUAAUUAUGCCCUUUUCAAGGAAAGGGAAAAAAAUCUCCACAGUAGCAUUGCGCGCAUAGUGGAGAAGCAAAACCAAAUGAUGAGGCACUAUGAGGAGGAGGAAAAAAAACAAAAAAAUGAAAUAAUUCAAAUUCUUCAAGAAAUAUCAUUCGUUAGUGAACAAAAUGUGGAAAUAAAAAAUGAAAUAGAAAACCAUAAAGGGUUGAAUUUGAAAUAUGGGGAAAUGGAGAAGGAUAGACAAGAGCAGCACUUGAAGAAAUUCCAGUCAGUUGAUACUAUCCUUGAGAGGGAGUUCGAAUCGUUCCUCAAGUUUAGGCACGAGUCGUUAGUGAAUACCGAGUGGGAUGGGAAAGGGGAGAAAAAAGGAAGCGCUGAUGGGUCAUCGAACAACAAAAGAGAAGAGCGAACUAGCUGUGAUGUUAAGUCCACUUCGCAAGAUGCCAUAAGAGACAUCCGCAAAAAGCAGGAAGAGCAAUACUUGAAAAAUUUAAACGAAGCGAUGAACCAUGCGGAGAAAAUAUUUCGGGAAACUCAGGACGUGAGAAAAAGGUAUGACGAGGCCAUACGGCAGAAGGCGGAGUUGUUUUCCACUCUGAAGGACACCGCGGUGAAGUUCAACGAGCGAGCAAAUUUUCUGAUGAACAAUUUCAAAGGCACAAAGGGGUUGAAGCUGGUAACCCCCAUAGAGGACAAGUGCGUCAACUUUAUGGAAAAAUACGAGCGCCAAAAUUUAGUCAUAAAUAAUGACAUGCGCGAGUAUAGGGCCCUACUGGAGGAGCUACAGACGCGCAACUUUAACGAGAGACAGCUGCGCUGGAUUCACAAAAUGAGUUCUUUGUCCAAGCACUUUUAG
Molecule: messenger RNA, 2406 nt
Organism: Plasmodium vivax (malaria parasite P. vivax)
Lineage: Eukaryota; Apicomplexa; Aconoidasida; Haemosporida; Plasmodiidae
Exons: 2
Coding region: 1-2406 (801 amino acids)
Source: RefSeq, a predicted model, not a curated record